Messenger RNA from Nezara viridula (southern green stink bug), 311 nucleotides. The record is from the annotation of a GenBank genome assembly. Lineage: Eukaryota; Metazoa; Arthropoda; Insecta; Hemiptera; Pentatomidae.
AUGGAGGCCCGGACGAUCCGGACAGCCUUCACGGCAGCCGAUCUCCAAGCUGGUAGGGUAUCGCCUCCCACACUGCCUCAUCCCCUCCCCCAGCUGGAACUCAAAGUUAUCUUAUCUGCUUCGAUUCAUCCAUUAUCGACUAUUGCGCUCCCUAAGAUAGAGAGAUCGAUAUUUGCGACACCUCUCGAAGACGCGGGGGCGACGAUGAAGACAGAGAUGCAAUCAGGAAGGGGAGAGGGUUCGCUGUUUAGGAUCUCCCUCGAGAGGGGUGUUACCAUUGUGUCCUCGCUGGGGGAGAUGAUAGAGUAUAG